Menidia menidia (Atlantic silverside) is the source of this 1566-nucleotide messenger RNA. NCBI's taxonomy places the organism in Eukaryota, Metazoa, Chordata, Actinopteri, Atheriniformes, Atherinopsidae. The record is from the annotation of a GenBank genome assembly.
CUGCUUAACAAUCUCUGUUCCAUCUGGGUAGGAGGCGGCACCAAAAGACCAAAUGCAAUGGAUGUGUUCAAUUUCACAUACUGGAAUGCCUCUGAAGGCAAUGAGACCGAAGUUGUGGAAGAAAGCAAAAGCGCCUACAAGACUGUGGAGGUGGUGUUCAUUGUGUUGGUGGCUGGUUCCCUCAGUUUGGUCACAGUUAUUGGCAAUAUCCUGGUCAUGCUCUCCAUCAAAGUUAACAGGAACCUACAGACUGUCAACAACUAUUUUUUAUUCAGUCUUGCAUGUGCUGACCUGAUCAUCGGACUGUGUUCUAUGAACUUGUACACAGUUUACAUAGUGAUAGGCUACUGGCCCCUGGGGCCGGUGGUGUGUGACUUGUGGUUGGCUUUGGACUAUGUUGUUAGCAACGCAUCUGUCAUGAAUCUUCUCAUCAUAAGCUUUGACAGAUAUUUCUGUGUCACCAAGCCCCUCAGCUACCCUGUAAAAAGGACCACCAAAAUGGCAGGGAUGAUGAUUGCAGCUGCUUGGGUCCUUUCUUUUAUCCUCUGGGCACCAGCCAUUCUCUUCUGGCAGUUCAUUGUUGGUGGGCGGACAGUGCCUGAGAAGCAGUGCUACAUCCAGUUCUUUUCCAAUGCUGCCGUCACUUUUGGCACAGCCAUUGCCGCCUUUUAUCUGCCCGUCAUCAUCAUGAUCCAGCUAUACUGGCAGAUAUCCAGGGCAAGCAAGAGCCGUGUGAAGAAGGAUACCCGCAAACCGUCGGGAGCCAACCCUGAAGCUCUGUCCCCCGUCCAGAGGAGAAACAGCACACCCAAACCCAACAAUAACAACGUGCCGGGGGAGGACGCGGGACACUCCCGGAACCAGACGGCCGAAGAUGGGGCGAACCAGCACGAGGGGAAGUUACAAAAUGGCAAAGGCCCCUCCCCCACCACCGCUGAUGGAGAGACCGAAGGCGAUGACGGGGCGAGGGAGAACUGUGCCCCUGGAGAGGAGAAGGAGAGCUCCAAUGACUCAACGUCUGGCAGCGCGGCCGCUUCCAAUCAAAAGGAGGAGGAGCCAGUACCCUCCGCAGCCAACUCCAGCGCCGAGGCAGGCCAGCAGGUGCCACGUCAGCGAGCCAAGGCCGGGGCCUCCAAACUGACCUGCAUCAAGAUCAAGACUAAGUCACCUAAGGGUGACUACUACACACCAUCGAAUGCCACCGUUGAGAUCGUUCCAACCUCGGAACGGCAAAAUCAUGUAGCUAGGAAGAUUGUGAAGAUGACUAAACAGCCUCCAACCAAGAAGAAAAAAGGGGCACCAUCACGGGAAAAAAAGGUUACCCGUACCAUAAUGGCCAUCCUGGUAGCUUUUGUGGCCACCUGGACUCCAUAUAAUGUGAUGGUGCUCAUUAACACCUUUUGCUCCAGCUGCAUCCCCAAUACAGUAUGGACUAUUGGUUAUUGGUUAUGUUAUAUCAAUAGCACCAUCAAUCCAGCCUGCUACGCCCUGUGCAACGUCACGUUUAAAAAGACUUUCAAACAUCUUCUCCUCUGCCAGUAUAAGAAUAUACGGUCAGCCAGAUAA